AUGUCCCAGCAGGCCCCAGUAAGUCGCGAGGUGGGCGAGCUGGGGGGGCAGCUCUCCGGGGGACAGCGGCAAGGGGUGGCCAUCGCUCGGGCCCUGGUGAGGAACCCCCGUGUCCUUGUCCUCGAUGAGCCCACCAGUGCCCUGGACACCGAGAGCCAGCUGCAGGUGGAGCAGGAGAUCUUCGGAGCCAGCGGGGCCGGGCGCGCGGUGCUGCUGGUGACGGGGCGGGUGGCCCUGGCCAUGCGGGCGCAGCGGGUGGCCGUGCUGGAGGGGGGACGACUGCACGAGCUGGAGUCCCCCAAGGAGCUCCUGUGCCCCGGCAGCCGUUACUGGCACCUGCUGCAGGGCGGGGGACAGGGGGGGACAGCGGGGGAUGGGGACAUGGGGGAGGAGGGACCAUGA
Molecule: messenger RNA, 402 nt
Organism: Phalacrocorax carbo (great cormorant)
Lineage: Eukaryota; Metazoa; Chordata; Aves; Suliformes; Phalacrocoracidae
Source: RefSeq, a predicted model, not a curated record